This is a messenger RNA of Momordica charantia (bitter melon), 2289 nucleotides long. RefSeq names its product transcription factor-like protein. Gene Ontology annotation, cellular component: RQC complex. The record is from RefSeq and is a predicted model, not a curated record. Lineage: Eukaryota; Viridiplantae; Streptophyta; Magnoliopsida; Cucurbitales; Cucurbitaceae.
UCUGUUCUGUUGCAUUGCGUUGCAGAAGACGAAGAGAACCCAGGGAAAUUCGCAGAGCAGAGGGUGCCGGAAAAAUGUCCGCUCGCUUGCUCAAAAAGGUUUUGAAGGAGCAGGAGGAGCUCGAGCUACGACACCACUCUUCUCACCACUCUUCUACGAGUCAAGAUGGACGAGAUUCUCCCCCAUCUCAGGAUGAUGCAUCUGAGUCCCCUACUGCCUCUUCUAUAAAUCCCUUCCACCUCCUUGACGAUCAAGAAGAUGACCCCCCAAAACAGGACAAUGAUCAAGAGGCCGUGGAUGAAAUUUCUGCGGACUUGCAUAAGCAGUUUGUGCAUAAUGGAACUAGAAGUGCAAUUUCAACAUCUAAUAAAAAAUUGAAGAAAAAGAAAAAGAAGAAAGAGCGGGAGAAGUCUUCUUCCACCRGAGAUAAAAUCCUUGAUAAGCCCUUGGAUAUGAUUCUAGAAUCUCUGUCUCUGGAUGUUAACACCUCUGCUUUAAGCCUUCAACAUGGCCCUGAGAAAGCCAAGAAUGGUGUUGACGAAAGGAAUCGUGGAAAGCAAUGUCUACCUUCAUUGUUAGAAGUGGAUCCUAAAUAUUUAAAUGCUGGGAAUGAACUUCGAAGAAUAUUUGGUUCUAAGGUGGUAAAAUCAUUUGAAAGAAAUCAUCAGGCUAGUAGUUCCAGACAAGUACGUGGGGGAAGACGUGUCAACCAUCUUGCUAGGAAGACCUAUCUUGUUAGUCCAUCAGACCAUUGGCCCCGUUUGGAUGGUUCACUUUCCAUGGAGUUUUUGGAUACAAGGGAUGGAUAUCACUAUUUUAGAUAUGUACACCUGCCAUCCUAUGUUGAAGCUCAGAGAGGAUUUGAGGCUGCCAAAUCUAUUCAUGAUCUCAAUGGCAUUGCUAGUAUUCUGUUGUACCACCCAUAUCACUUGGAUUCACUUAUAACGAUGACAGAGUAUUUUAAAUUUGUGGGCGACCAUGAAAUGUCAGCAGAUGCAGUUGCAAAGAGUUUAUAUGCCUUGGAAUGUGCAUGGCAUCCUAUGUUUACUGUCUUACAGGGUAAUUGCCAGUUGAAGAUCAGCCAUGAAACGAACAAGCCGAUGUUUACAUCACUUUUUACUCACGUAAAAAACUUGGAUAGGCGUGGUUGUCAUCGAUCUGCCUUAGAAGUUUGCAAACUAUUACUUUCACUGGACUCUGAUGACCCAAUGGGGUCUCUCUUCUUCAUUGAUUACUUAUCUUUGAGGGCAGAAGAAUACACAUGGCUGGAGAAGUUCGCUGAGAGCUAUAAAAAUGAUACUUCAUUGUGGUUGUUUCCAAACUUCUCCUUUUCCCUUUCCAUAAGUCGAUUUUAUCUUGAGCGUGAAGAACCGUUAAAGACUGAUAAUCUUGAUUGUACAAGAGCUAAUUCAACAGAUCUUCUGAAGCAGGCGUUAAUGCUUCACCCUUUGGUCUUGAAGAGAUUAGUGGAAAAGGUGCCACUGAAGGAACAGUUUUGGGUGCAUAUACUCAAGCAUUCCUUCUUCCUGCCAGAUCAGACCGGAAUUCCAUCCUUGGAUCACCUCAUUAAUUUAUACGUCGAGAGGAAUUACAUUAUAUGGAGAAUCCCAGAUCUACAAAAGUUACUCAGAGAGACUGCACAAUUGAUAAUUGAAACCCUGGAAACUGAUCGAAACGAUGCCAAAGACUGGGCUUGUGUGAGAAGAGAAGCAUUCACAUCCGAGAAAAAUGAGUAUGCUCAUUUAUUGGUCUCGGAUUUCUCUGAUUCAGUAUCGUCUGCCCCUCCUGAAGCCUUGCAAGAUUUUGUGGUUGAUCCAAGGGUGAGAGACGUACAGAAUAUAAUUCAACAUGCCAAUCCUCCUGAUCAACGGCAACCCACCCGGGAAAUUGCAAAUAGGAGUGCAUUGGCUGUCCUGUUUGAAUCAAUGCUACCUUGGGUUAAUUAUGGGGAUGAGAGAGAUGUGGGUGUUGACGAUGGUAACCAGCCCGAUGAGCAUGACCAUUGAGUUGUCAAUUAUUCUCCAGUUUCAAGUUCGAAAAUGGACUUGUUGUGAUGCGGCAUAGAUCACCUACGCUCAACUUGUGUUAUAUGGUGGCAGUCUCCCAUCUGUCAUUGGUUUCCAACUGCGAUUGAUUGGUAGUUGUACUUCUAUGUAGGUAGUUCUGAAUUCUCAAUGCAUAUGUUAUAUUUCUCAAGCAAAGAUUGAUCAAUUCGUAGAUUGGAGAAGAUUUCUUUCUUACAUGUUGCACAGUAAAUAGAUGAUUAAUUAUACUUUUCUUGUUCUAGUA